This is a messenger RNA of Zonotrichia albicollis (white-throated sparrow), 2235 nucleotides long. The record is from RefSeq and is a predicted model, not a curated record. Lineage: Eukaryota; Metazoa; Chordata; Aves; Passeriformes; Passerellidae.
CCACACGAGCCCUUCUCCAGCACAGCCCACCCCAGCAGCCUCACGUGGGCUGCCCUGGCCGCCCGGAGCCGCUUCCUGCCGGGCACAGGGACGCGGGCACGCAGCCAUGGCUGGCAGCGGGCAGCUGGAGCGCUGGCUCAAUGAGGCCACUGACCCGAGUGUCUCCGAGGAGAACUGGGAAUGCAUCCAGCGGUUCUGCGAGCAGGUGAACGCUGCCACGGAGGGCCCAUGGUUUGCGCUGAGGCUGCUGGCACACAAAAUCCAGUCCCCUCAGGAGGGGGAAGCCCUGCAUGCCCUCACAGUGCUGGAGACUUGUGUGAACAACUGCGGUGACAGAUUUCACAGUGAAAUGGCAAAAUUCAGGUUUCUGAAUGAGCUGAUUAAAGUGCUUUCCCCAAAGUACUAUGGAAUUUGGUCUUCAGAAAAAGUCAAGUCGAGGGUCACAGAAGUGAUAUUCAGUUGGACAGUCUGGUUUCCUCAGGAAGUCAAAAUCCAGGAUGCUUAUCAGAUGCUGAAGAAACAAGGGAUUGUAAAAGAAGAUCCCAAACUGCCAGAAGACAAAAUUUUACCUCCCCCUUCUCCAAGACCUCAGAAUUCUAUUUUUGACACAGAUGAAGAGAAGUCCAAGCCCGCGGACCUGCAGGCAGCCAACCGCCUGAUCCAGAGCGCCGUCAAGGAGGAACAAGAAAAGUCAGCUCAGGUGUCCCGCAGAGUGAACACCAUCCGUGAGGUUUCUGAGAACGUCAGGCGUAUGGAUGAGUUCCUGGAGAGCUACAGGAGAGGUGAAUUAUCCCCAGGUGACCAGGAGAGCCUGCAGGCUCUGUUCCAGCGCUGUGAGAGGCUCCGGCCGCUGCUCUUCCGCCUGGCCAGCGAGGCCGUGCCUGACGAGGAGGCUCUGGCUGAGGUCCUGCAGGCCAAUGACCAGCUCUCCUGGGCGCUGGGGCAGUACAGGCAGGCUGUGGCCAGCCAGGAGGAUGGGGAUGGAGCAGGUUCAGCUGCCAGCUCUGCCCGUGCACCAGCGUGCCGAGCAGCCCCGCGGCGCACGAGGAGCUACACCCUGAUCGACUUCUCCGAGCUGGAGGCCACGGCCCAGAGCCCCCCAGAGCCCUCUGCAGACACAGCCUCAGCCCCCCGGCACGGCAGCACCGCCUCCAGCUGCCUGCUCGAGGAGCAGCUGCACUCCUUAGGUCUCAGCAAUUCCCCUGUCACACAGGAACCACCCCCUGAUUUUGGCCUGGCAGAGCCUGCUGUACACAAUGGCUUUAGGGAAGGUGUAAGUGCUGUUCAAAGCCUGGCACCACAGCAGGGCUGGGAGGACAGCUGUGCAGGGAAGAGUGAGUUCCAGAGCCUGGAUGAACAGCUCUCUCCACCACCCAGGACCAAGACAUUCUCUUUGGAUUUAUCACCAAUGAAAUUGCCCUUUCCAGAUCUUCCAAAUAACUCAGUGGCAGAUCCUCCCCUCCUCAGUCCAGGCUAUGAUCUGAAGCCUGCUGCCUCUUUGCACCCAGCUUCCAAUGAUGCUUCUCUAGAAAACCUUUUUGUGCCUUUAACUUCAGUUACACCAAGCACCAUCUCUCCACUCACUGUGUAUGACAGGAAUGGUUUCAAGGUCAUGCUCCACUUCUCCAGAGACCCAGCUCCCGGCCGACCAGGUGUGCUGGUGAUGGUUCUGUCCAUGCUCAGCACCUCAGCACACCCCAUUAAGGACAUAGUGUUCCAGGCUGCAGUCCCAAAGACCAUGCAAAUUAAGCUACAACCAGCCUCUGGUUCUGAGCUGCCAGCCUUCAGCCCUCUCCUCCCACCUGCAGUGCUGUCCCAGGUGCUGCUGCUCUCCAACCCACACAAGGAUCCCAUCCGCCUGAGGUACAGACUGGUGUACACGCAGGGCCUGCAGCCCUUCUGUGAGGUGGGAGAGGUGACUGGCUUUCCAGAAGCAGAGCUCUGGGGCAGGAGCUGAAGUCCAGCUGGCGCAGACACUGCCGUGUGUCCGAAGGGGAGUGACUGGGGACGAGCCGUGCCCCGUGAGGGCACCGUUCUGGGGAUCCGCCAGCUCCUUCCUCCUUGUUGUGCCCGCAGGAGGAGUGUGGGCUGGCUGCUUGUGCCACAGCCUGUCGCUGCAGCUGAGUCUGCUUUAAGGAGCCUGCUGGAGCCUCCGUGCCUCUGCCACGCACACCUUCCUGCUGCUUCUGGGCCAUCUCCCCUUUACUUGUGAAUUAAAAAAACAAAGUGAAUCAC